Molecule: messenger RNA, 6242 nt
Organism: Thunnus maccoyii (southern bluefin tuna)
Lineage: Eukaryota; Metazoa; Chordata; Actinopteri; Scombriformes; Scombridae
Gene: ppfibp2a
Product: PPFIA binding protein 2a
Exons: 24
Coding region: 2662-5649 (995 amino acids)
Biological process (GO): neuromuscular junction development
Cellular component (GO): presynaptic active zone
Molecular function (GO): protein binding
Source: RefSeq, a predicted model, not a curated record
UAGCUCUCUCUUUCUUCCUCUGUUUUUGGAACAUACACAUGCACACAAACGCACACUGGCACAAAAAUGCAGAUUCAGUGUUAAUUUGUUUUAUUGGCAUGACAUAAAUACAUCUGAGCUGCCAAAUCACAUAGAGGAGAAAUAAUGGAUGAAGUGAAAGGAAAAAUAAUUUAACAAUAAAAUCUGACAGUGAGUGUCUAAAUAUAAAAUGCAAAUAGGGAAGCAAUUAUUAAAGAAAAUAUACAUGGAUUGAUGUUCAAAUGUUGUAUUUGUAUAAAGGAACCAUGUAGCCAAAUGUUAAAAUUGAAAGAAAAAAGUACAAAAAAUGAGUUUACUUAUUUUGUCUUGUACCGUGGCAGGAUUAGACUUACUUCAAAGCUUGCCAAGUGAUACUUUUAUCCUCCAUCAACAGAAAACAAAGCUUUUCAUUAUUUGGCAAGGUCAUGCAGCCGUUUCAAAACAUUGAAACUAUAUUCCUUUCUCAAGUGUUUGUAUUCAGAAUAGGUCUCUGGGAAGUGUAAAAUCCAUGUGCAUGGUGGACUACAAACAUGCUCCCAUUGGGUCUAUGCCAUUUUGAACAACAAUUAUAUUUCUUGUUUUUGAUAUCUCUCUCUGUCCUCUCUCUGGAUUUGGAUGUUGGUACUUGCUUUUGACCAGGGGAGCGACCAGGGUUUGUUCAGCUUUACUAACCAUAAGGCAGCACUCUGACCUCCUAGCACCUAACAUCUGUCUGUGUUCUGGGAAUUCGAAGACUAACACUGCAGUGUGAAUAAUGAAACAAAACAAAAGUAUAGGGUACCACUCUCUCACCCCUCUGCUCUGUCUCUCUCUCUCUCUCUCUCUAAAUAAUAACAAAAUGUCAUUUGCUGUGCACUUUCUUCUUAUUUUAUGCACCUGCAACUUUGAGGCAAUUGUGUCAGAUGGAGCAUGGAACUUUAUGCCGCACUUUUUCUCAAAGGCUUCUACUUUAUCCACUGUGACUUGGAUUGUACCUCCUUUGUACAUUGCUCUGAACAAAUGUUAAUGUAAAUGUCAUUGCUCUUAGCCAAAACAAGACUGGCUUGGACAUUAUGAAAAGGUGAGGAGAAGGAUAGAUAGUAAACAUAUAUAAAAUGAAUACUAAGUAGUAUAGUAAACAAUAUCUGUGAUUGCAGGGUGUUCAUUUAAACUCAUCUCCUCUGAAUAAAGAUCUGAUAAUAUAAUAAAAUCUGUAUUCAAUAUUCUGAGAAUGUAGAAAUACAUUAUAAAAAAAUGUUUCCCAUUUGUAAUAUCUGCACUAACAGCACCGACAGAUGGUCUUACAUUUAGAUGCAUGCUACAUCAUAUUUUCUGUCAUCACACCUGUUCGUUUAGUCAAUACAUUUCUUAACAAGCAUAUUCAGCAUAUUGUUUUACUUUUUACCAGUAAACUCACAGCAUGACAGAAGGUAUGAUAUGUUUUCUUGAAUAGUGAUGCACCCUGUUGGCCAUAAAUAGCAUAGCACAGUUCAUGGACUCGAAUGAAAUAUGAAACAAUAGAAGGUGAUAAAUACUUAAACAAAAAGAUAAUUAAAGUAAAUAAAUGACUGGUGUCACUGGCACUGGAGUAGACCCUGCAUAAUCUUCAUGGCAGUUUUGCAGUUAGGAUUACAGUAAAAAAUGUUGGAAAGGUUUAUGCAUUAGCACUUUCAAAGUUAAAACUAAGCUUCUCUACUCCAGCUUACGACAAAGGGAUUCUUAAAUCUGAAUGUAACACCAUGCCAUUUCUUAUCAGACCUCAUAUUAUUUUAAGAUGAUAAAGAAAUUAAUAUAAUUUAACUCAUUGUGGAUUUUUACCUGUCUUAAAUGCAAUGCCAAUUGAACAAACUUCCUUUAUUUUUGUUUCACUGGCUUACUCAGCUGAGAAGGUUUUGUUAUAGCAGACGUUACAGCAAUAAAUCAUGGUAGUAUGCUGUGUGGAGGUUUGUUUGUUUUCCUGUUAUGCAAGUCAAAAAACUGACACUGAUAUCAAAACAAUGAAUGAAGAAUGGCCAAACCUUGAGCACUCGUGGGUGCGACUGCUCAGUCAACUGCUGCUUUUUCCAGCUUCAUUGUGCAUUGCGUAUCAUUAUGAAGUGUUCUCUCUAUCAUCAAUGUCAAUCAAAAUCUGGUUACUAUGGUCCAGUGUUCUGGUGUGACCUCUUUAGCUCCACCAAAAUACUGACUUUGAGCUAAAGAAUUACUUGUGUUUGCUCAUUACAUAUUUCGGGGGUUGUUUUUGCACCAGCUGAUCAAAAUUCAUUCACAAUUUAUUAGUUGGACUGAAAAUAUAUAGAACUAACAAUGAAAACUAAAGGAAAAAUACAAGCUAUUCUAAAUAUGAGAUUUGGCCUCGUGUGGAUAACAGCGCUGACAAUGGGUAAGGCUCUGGCCACAAAAUGAGAGGAGAGUUUAAAGCCAAAAGCCACAUUCAGGAGGUUAUUUACUUGGAAGUCGCUCAGAUGUCAGGACAGCUGUUGUAGCUUUGCCGUAAAAAAAAGAAAAAAAAAAGAGCUGAGAGUGACAAGGAGGGGGAGUAGUCUACGAUGCUCUGUCUUACUGUGGAGAAUCUCUCUCACUCGCCCUCAAUCAGCUAACACUCUGUCUUCUUCAUACCAGUGAAUAAGGAUUUACUAGUGCUGCCUUAAAAGACAGUGUGUUGCCAUGGCGUCAAAUGCCAGCCACAUGUUGGAGGCUGCCUUGGAGCAAAUGGAUGACAUUAUUGCUGGCAAAAUUGGUGAAGGGCUGUUUAGUGCCCUGAUGAGGCUGGAUGUUCAGGAUUACCAAUCCUCACAGAGUACCCAAAAACUGACCCUUCCCCCACCAGUGGAUCCCACCCUCAAGGCUCUUCAGCUCACUGACGCCCUCAGGGCAGUGCUGGAGGGCCAGGAGAGUGAGGAAGAACAGGACUCUCUCAGGAAACAGGUCUCCACUGAUACAGCACACGUUAUACUAAAAUGGCUAGAGAGGGGUGAGGUAAACCUCCAUUCAUCUGGCAACAGUGAGUCCUACCAGGAGCGAUUAUCACGUCUUGAGGGAGACAAAGAGUCACUAAUUCUGCAGGUGAGUGUGCUGACAGACCAGGUGGAAGCUCAGGGGGUGAAGAUCAACGAUCUAGAGAGUUCUCUGGUGGAGCAUCAACACAAACUCAACUCCACAGAGGAAAUGCUGCAGCAGGAGCUCCUGCAUAGGACGUCACUGGAGAACCAGAAGCUGAGUCUUAUGGGGGAGGUGUCCUACCUGAAACUAAAGCUGGCAGACAUGGAGGGAAAACAGGGCCACGGGGCUGAGAGGCAGCACAAAGCAGAGAUUGUAGUGAAUUUCAUUAGUGAGCUGCAGGAGCAGAUGUGUAGGUUUCAGAAAGAGAUCAAUAGCAAGAUCCAGGAGAAAAAGGCCUCGGAGAUCCAAGCUGACAGCGGCUCUCCAGUGGCGUGUCCCACUGGGUCCACUGAGGGCCAGGUCUCAAACCCCGGCCCCUCAUGUGACAGAGCUACAGGGGUGACGCACAAACUAGAAGAGGCUCCAGACGGGCCUGAUGGGAAUACACACAGCCUGGGAGAGAGUAGCUCAGAUGCAGAGCAGCAGUGCCACUGUGGAGGAGAAAGUGGUUUGCUGAAGGAGCUCAGGAUACUCAAAGACAAAGUGGAACACCUGGAGGAUCAGAAGUUACAGUAUGAGAAGAAACUUAAAGCAACAAAGGCAGAGAUCAGCAGCCUUCAGCAGCUUCUGCUCAGUAAGAAUGCUGAGAUCGAGAGCUUGCACACUCAGCUGCUGGCCAGACCCUCUCUUUCCACCGAGAGCUCAGAGAGAGAGGAGAUGUACAGGAAGAGGCUAAACACCAAAUACCAAGAGCUCCACAGACUUAGGAGUGGAAUGAAAUCACUGGCAGCUGCCAAUGAUGAAAAGGACCGGCGUAUAGAAGAGCUCACUCUGCUCCUGAAUCAGUGCAAGCAAUUCAGAGAGGUCACUCACAUCACAAGGCAAGCUCCACCUGCUGUUCGUACAUUGUCGAAUGGUAGGACUCCUUCAAGCAGCAGUGAGGAAGAAGAGCAGCUGCUGAUGAAGAAUGCUGACUCUGCUAGUGCAAAGUCUGAGGAUGUUAAGUCUGAUGUUUCCACGAACAGCUCUUCCUCCCAGCAAGCAUCUCUUUCAUCAGGCCAGAAGGACAGUGAUUGCAGAACAGAAGCGCGGACUUUAUCAAGUAGCAUGAGUGACUUAACAAAUGGACCAUCACAAAAGAGUGACAACAGAAGUCAGACGCUGCCGGUGAAUUCGUCUCUGACAGAGGAGAAUGUGAUAGGAGACAGCGGCAGUGAAAUCCAGAGUGAAAGGUCUCCAGAUGGAAGUGAAGAUGGAGACUCCAGCCAAAGAAAGUUGGAGAGACUUGAUGACAGCACUUCAAGCGAUAAUUCCCCUGUUCAUUCUGGGGCAAAUACACAGCCUGGCCAGAGAGCUGUGGGCUCACCAGAAUACAUGAAGAAUAAUCGGAGCUUGAAGAGACUCUGGGGAAAACUUCGAAGAACCCAGUCUGGAGGGCUCCAGGCAGGAGAUCCAGAUGCUGGUCAGUUUAGAAGAGGGGGACUACGUGCGACAGCAGGACCCAGACUAACCCGUACCCCUGAAUCUUAUGACCCUGCACGUGAUAUGAAUAUUCCAUUCAGCCAGUGGACCAAGGAGCAGGUGUGUGGCUGGCUAGAAGACUAUGGACUGGGCCAGUAUGUCAAUCUCACUAGACAGUGGGUUGAAAAUGGGCAGACGCUGCUAUCUGCCACACCUCAGGACUUUGAGAAGGAGAUGGGUAUGAAGAACCCUCUGCACAGGAAGAAGCUGCAGCUGGCCCUGAAGGCAUUCACCACUAAAGUUAUAGAGAAGUCGUCAGAGCUAGACUACAUCUGGGUCACCCGCUGGUUGGAUGAUAUUGGUUUGCCUCAGUAUAAAGACCAAUUCCACGAGGCCCGUGUAGAUGGUCGGAUGAUUCAGUACCUCACAGUGAAUGACCUCUUGACUCUAAAGGUGACCAGCCAGCUUCAUCAUCUCAGUAUUAAAUGUGCCAUUCAUGUCCUUCAUGCCAACAAGUUCAACCCUAACUGUCUUCGACGCAGGCCUGGGGAAGAGAAACAGCCCUCUCCUUCAGAAGUGGUGCAGUGGUCUAACCAUCGUGUGAUGGAGUGGCUUCGAGCAGUUGAUCUUGCUGAAUAUGCUCCUAAUCUACGGGGCAGCGGUGUUCAUGGUGGUCUGAUUAUCCUGGAGCCUCGUUUCAGCUCAGAGACUUUGGCCCUGCUUUUAAAUAUUCCUCCACAGAAGACUUUGCUCCGCCGUCACCUCGCCACAGCCUUCUCUGCCCUUGUGGGGGCUCAGGCCACGCAGGAGAAGCGAGAGUAUGGCAAUGCCACAGGCCACGUUCCCCUCACUACCACAGCUAAAGUGAAGCCAAAGAAGCUGGGCUUCACACAAUUCAGUCACCUCAGAAAGAGGAAACCUGAUGAAUCUGCGGACUAUAUCUGCCCAAUAGACAGUGGAGCUCUGACAGUAAAUGGGGUCUCACGUUUACCCUCUGCAGCACUCAGGGGCCUUAGCCCCAACUUGGACAGACAUGCUGAGAGGCAGGAGCAUGAGGGGAUAAAAGCUCAGGCUAAUGGCCUCAAAGAAUAAUUAAAAAACAGUUGUGAACUCCACUCUAUCCAGUACACUCCCCUCUCUCUCAACAAGUGACUUCAUGAUCAGUGGAAAUCCAGAAAUGUACCCAAGAUGCGUCCACAUAAUGUCCUCAGCAGAUGAUGUUCAUUAUUGUUAAUGUAUUUUUGAACUACAUAUUGCUUAAACAAUAUUCUCUAAAAUGGUGAUGAAUGGUGACAUUGUGUGAAAUGUUUUGUGAAAGCUGCUCUCUGCAUUCCUCAUACGGUUGGAUUCCAAAGCUUCGGCUUUUGCUUUAAAACUAUGCUUUUUACUGACCAUUUUGUAUCUAAACAUCUGUAGAGUUAGUUAGAAUAUUGAUGGUCUUUUCUUGUUCUAUAUCUGGAUUUACUGUACAAUAUAAUAAUUGACUCCAGUUACUUUACGCAUGGAUGUUUCUUAUUAAUUUUCUGUGUGACUGACAAAAAAAUCAAGCCAAAUAAUUGAUUCUUGAUGGUAUACUUACUCUAGGUCAGCACCUUCAAGUAAGCCUAGUUGGUACUUAAGAUUUUCCGACCAGAAUGUUGCCAUGUUUCAUAAGAUUAUUAUGAAUGCACAGAAAUACAAUAAAC